GGGAGAAAGGAAAGAAAAGGGAGAAAAGCCAAGGUUGGUGCCUGCGAAUUUGGGAUUCGAUUGGAAGAGAUCGCUCCCUGAGGGAAAUGGAUUCUGUACCAACAUUAACCAGCUUAUGGACUUUGGUGCUCUCUGGCUUAUGGCAUUUAGGAUUAACAGCGACAAAUUACAACUGUGACGACCCAUUGGCCUCCUUCCUCUCACCGAAGGCUUUCUCCAGCUCCUCGGAUCUUACUGGAAGCUCCAUCCCAGCUCAACUCAACUGGAGAAUGGGAACUGGUGGUUGGUCCCCAGUAGAUUCCAAUGCCCAACAGUGGCUCCAGAUGGACCUGGGAAACAGAGUGGAGAUUACAGCAGUGGCCACACAGGGAAGAUAUGGGAGCUCUGACUGGGUGACAAGCUAUCACCUGAUGUUCAGCGACACAGGCCACAACUGGCAACAGUACAAGCAAGAAGACACCAUCUGGACAUUUGUAGGAAACAUGAAUGCUGACAGUGUGGUUCACCACAAGCUGCUGCACUCUGUGAGAGCCCGCUUUGUUCGCUUUGUGCCCCUGCAGUGGAAUCCAAAUGGAAAAAUUGGCUUGAGAGCGGAGGUCUAUGGAUGUUCCUACAAAUCGGACGUUGCUGACUUUGAUGGCCGGAGCUCACUUUUGUACAGGUUCAACCAGAAGACAAUGAGCACUCUCAAAGAUGUGAUCUCCCUGAGGUUCAAGAGCAUGCAAGGCGAUGGGGUUUUGUUCCAUGGAGAAGGUCAACGUGGAGACCACAUCACCCUGGAGCUACAGAAUGGCAGGCUAGCCCUAUACCUGAACCUGGAUGACAGCAAAGCCCGGCUCAGUAGCAUUGCACCCUCAGCCAUUCUGGGUAGCCUUCUGGAUGACCAGCACUGGCACUCAGUUCUCCUGGAGCGUGUGGGCAAGCAGGCAAACUUCACUGUGGACAGGAACACACAGCACUUCCGGACCAAGGGUGAGACAGAUGCCCUGGACAUUGACUAUGAGCUCAGUUUUGGAGGAAUUCCAGUACCAAGCAAACCUGGGACCUUUUUAAAGAAAAACUUCCAUGGCUGUAUUGAAAACCUUUACUACAAUGGAGUGAACAUAAUUGACUUGGCUAAAAGACGAAAGCAUCAGAUCUACUCUGUGGGCAAUAUCAGUUUUUCCUGCUCAGAACCACAAAUUGUCCCCAUCACAUUUGUCAAGUCCAAGAGUAGUUAUUUGCUACUAUCCGGCACCCCUCAAAUUGAUGGGCUGUCAGUGAGUUUCCAGUUUCGAACAUGGAAUGAAGAUGGACUGCUUCUGUCCACAGAGCUGUCUGAAGGCUCAGGGACCCUGCUGCUCAUCUUGGAGGGAGGGACACUGAGGCUCCUGAUUAAGAAACUCGCAGGACAUGGAACUGAAAUCCUUACAGGCAGUGCAUUGAAUGAUGGCCUGUGGCAUUCUGUCAGCAUCAAUGCCAGGAGAAACCGCGUUACUCUCACACUGGAUAAUGAUGCUGCUUCCCCAGCUCCAGACACUACCCAGCUGCAGAUUUAUUCUGGAAAUAGUUACUACUUUGGAGGGUGCCCUGACAAUCACACCAAUUCCCAAUGCUUAAAUCCCAUCAAGGCUUUCCAAGGCUGCAUGAGGCUCAUCUUUAUUGAUAACCAGCCCAAGGACCUCAUUUCAGUUCAGCAAGGUCCCCUGGGGAAUUUUAGUGAUUUACACAUUGAUCUGUGUAGCAUCAAAGACAGGUGCUUGCCAAACUACUGUGAACAUGGAGGACACUGUGCCCAAUCAUGGAGUACCUUCUACUGCAACUGCAGUGACACUGGUUACACAGGAGCCACCUGUCAUGACUCCAUCUAUGAGCAAUCCUGUGAGGUGUAUAGACACCAAGGGAACACAGCUGGGUACUUCUAUGUCGACUCGGAUGGCAGCGGGCCACUGGGACCACUCCAGGUGUACUGCAAUAUUACUGAGGACAAGAUUUGGAUGACAGUUCAACACAACAAUACAGAGCUGACUCGGGUAAAGGGUUCCGAUUCUGAGAAGCCCUAUGUCAUGACCUUAGACUAUGGUGGCAGUAUGGAGCAGCUAGAGGCUCUGAUUGAUGGCUCAGAGCAUUGUGAACAGGAGGUGGCAUACCACUGCAAAAGAUCACGCUUGCUUAACACACCAGAUGGAGCCCCAUUCACCUGGUGGAUAGGGAGGGCGAAUGAAAGGCAUCCUUACUGGGGAGGUUCUGUUCCUGGACUCCAGCAGUGUGGAUGUGGCCUGGAAGAGAGCUGCCUGGACAUUCGACACUUUUGCAAUUGUGACGCUGACACAGAUGAAUGGACAAAUGAUACUGGUGUUCUUUCCUUCAAAGAUCACUUGCCUGUAACUCAGAUAAUUAUUACUGAUACCAACAGAUCAAACUCAGAAGCCACAUGGAGAAUUGGCCCCUUGCGUUGCCAUGGUGACCGACACUUCUGGAAUGCCGUCUCGUUUUCUACAGAAGCUUCUUACCUCCAUUUUCCUACCUUCCACAUGGAAUUCAGUGCGGACAUUUCCUUCUUUUUUAAAACCACUGCUUUAUCUGGAGUUUUCCUAGAAAACCUUGGCAUUAAAGACUUCAUCCGCCUUGAAAUGAGCUCUCCUUCUGAGGUGACAUUUGCCAUUGAUGUUGGGAAUGGCCCUGUUGAGCUCCUAGUCCAGUCAUCUUCUCCUCUGAAUGACAACCAAUGGCAUUACAUCCGGGCUGAGAGAAACCUUAAGGAGACCUCACUGCAGGUGGACAACCUCCCACCAAGUAGGAGGGAGUCCACAGAGGAAGGCCAUUUCCGACUUCAGCUAAAUAGCCAGUUGUUCAUAGGAGGGACAUCAUCAAGACAGAAAGGCUUUCUUGGAUGCAUCCGUUCUUUACACUUGAAUGGACAGAAAGUAGAUCUGGAAGAGAGGGCAAAGGUCACAUCUGGAGUCAGACCUGGCUGCCCAGGUCACUGCAGCAGCUAUGGAAGCAACUGCCACAAUGGGGGCAAGUGUGUAGAGAAGCAUAGUGGCUACUCCUGUGACUGUACCAAUUCACCGUAUGAAGGACCUUUCUGUCAAAAAGAGAUCUCAGCUCUUUUUGAUUCUGGUACCUCUGUUACAUACAUGUUUGAAGAGCCAUACCCAGUGACCAAGAAUACAAGCCUUCUAUCUUCAGCUAUCUACACAGAUACUACACACACAGCUCUAUCCAAAGAAACCAUCACACUGAGUUUCGUGACAGCACAGACUCCCUGCCUCUUGCUCUUCCUCAGUUUCUCUUCCCAGAAUUUUCUGGCUCUCCUGCUCUCCAAGAAUGGAAGUUUACAUGUUCGAUAUGGACUAAUCAAGGAAGAAAGUCAUGCGUUCACCAUCAGCACAGAGAAUUUGGCAAACAGAAAGGUUCAUCAUUUGAAGAUUAGCCUAAAGGGGCCAGAAAUUUUCAUUCAGGUAGACCAGAAACUCUUCACCUAUAACUUUUCUCCAGAAGCUGAGUUCCGGACAGUGAGGUCACUCAUCCUAGGCAAAGUCACAGAGACUCAUGGGUUGGAUGCAGACAUUGCUGGAGCAAACACUUUGGGUUUUGUUGGAUGCCUUUCUUCAGUCCAAUACAAUCACAUAGCACCACUGAAGGCAGCUCUCCGCCAUGCCAGCAUUGCACCUGUGACUGUCAGAGGGGCCUUGACAGAAUCCAGCUGUGCCUCCUUGGUGGAUUCCAAUGUGAAUGCUGUGACCACUGUGCACUCUUCAUCAGACCCCUUUGGGAAGCCAGACAAAAGAGAACCACUCACAAAUGCAGCACGAAGUGACUCAGCCGUCAUUGGAGGCAUCAUAGCAGUGGUGACUUUUGUCACUUUUUGUGUCAUCGGAAUCAUGACCCACUUCCUCUAUCAGCAUAAGCAGUCACACCGUACCAAUCAGAAGAAGAAAGAAUAUCCAGAGAACUUGGACAGUUCCUUUAGAAAUGAAAUUGACCUGCAGAACACAGCCAAUGAGUGUAAACGGGAGUACUUCAUCUGAGCCACCAGAAGAUCACCUGGUCCCCUUUAUUGCAGCAUUUCCUUACGAUUUUUCUCUUCUCUUUUCUGUCUUUUAAUUUAGACAAUCUCUUUCUCUUAUCUGCCAUUAACUUUCUGAAACACACAAAUCCACUGAGAGCAUUGAUCUCCUUGACACAGCUCAGGAGAUCAGGUAGCUGUGGCUUUUGUAGUCCACUGAUAUUUGCGUCAUUUUGACAA
Messenger RNA from Acomys russatus (golden spiny mouse), 4231 nucleotides. It is a transcript of the gene Cntnap5, whose product is annotated as contactin associated protein family member 5. The coding region runs from base 87 to 4013 and encodes 1308 amino acids. The record is from RefSeq and is a predicted model, not a curated record. NCBI's taxonomy places the organism in Eukaryota, Metazoa, Chordata, Mammalia, Rodentia, Muridae. The transcript has 24 exons. Gene Ontology annotation, molecular function: aspartic-type endopeptidase activity. Gene Ontology annotation, biological process: proteolysis.